GUUUGUAAACUAAUCAUACUAAGGUCACUGUUGUUAUACAUACAUGGAUAACUUCCUGGUAGAGAGAACGAUACAGUUUAAAAGCACAUAGUCGUGGGAGGUCCGUGUUUUCAUCAUGUUCCUCUUUACCCUGUUGAUAUCUACAAUAUUGCAGGUAGCUGUCAGAGGGACGAGUAUCAGAUAUGUCCCUAGUUACUCCCCCGUCACAUUGACAUGUCCGGCUGAUGACCAAGCCACCGAUCUGACCUGGAGAGGACCCGGAUAUAUUCAGUAUUUCAUUGGUACCACGGUGGCGGCUGGUCUGAGUGGUAUAAUAAAAUCCCGGGUGUCUGCCCGUCACACCGGAGGGAAUUAUACACUGACGCUUAAAGGAUUCAGGUACAGUGACGAGGGACUAUAUAAAUGUACAGUGGAUGGGACAGAGUACCUACAGAUGAUCAUUAAACGAGGGAGAAUACAAACAACUGUGUAUGUCCAAAUUAGCAACUCCGUCACACUGACCUGUCCUGCUGAUGACCAGGUCUCUCACCUUAACUGGUCAAAAGACAGCGCUAUGUCGUAUGUGUGGAAUACCACGGUGAGGACUGGUUUGAGUGAUAGCAUUAAAUCCCGGAUAUCUGCCAGACACACGGGAGGGAGAUACACACUGACGCUUACAGAGUUCCGGUCCAGUGACGUGGGGUAUUAUCAGUGUGAAGUGGACGAUAUAUUUUAUACUCAUUACGUCUAUUUACUAGGUAUUUUUCAAACAUGGACUUUGUUUUUUGUUGAGUUUAAGUUAAACAAUCCAUUUCCGAAGAUACUCACGAAAGUGUUAUACUCGGGCCUUCUAUAACAUGUUAUUUUUUUUUUACAUUUCUUGCGGUUCUGGCGUUUCGCAUUCUCGAUACUGCAGGGUUUACGCUCAGUGUCGUUCUGUAAACCCUUGGAAUAAACAUGAAAAAUCCGAAUCUUCGAUGCGUGCCACUUUGUUGAUGAAACAGAAUGACCAGUUUGAUCGUUGAUGUACAUCAAAAGACUUGCUCGGUCGCGUGACGGUAAAAUUGCUUUGCUUCAAAGUCGGAUGUCGCUCGUCAGUAAUAUUCAAAGAACAAGUAUCAUGAGACCAUUGAAAACUCAAGCAACGUGUCCUCAAUUUAAUAUGACAUAUUCAAGGAAUGAAGAGAAAGAAAUAGUUCCUUUGUAAAGUUUUGUAUAAUAGUAAGUUGAUGGCAUACGUGUUUCCAGUUUGAGAUACAAAGCAACUAGAACGAAAACCUAUAUACUGCACAAACAUAACAACACAAAUUAACAAAGCGCAUGUGACAAUUAGCUCAAAACUUAGUGUAAAGGAACAUGGAUGUAGUUACUAAAUGUUUGCAACUUCGGGAAACGUAGUAAUUUUAAAAAUGCAGCGUUGCAUAUUAUAAUUUGUGGCAUCUGUAUGUAUAACUAUUAUGAUAUAUGUCAAAAAUUGUAAUGAAUAUCUUGAAUCACUUUCAAAUCACAUUGGUCAAAUGUAAGCCUAGAAACGGCCAAAGGUCAUGGUGUUUGCACAGAUGAAGGGCUAUUUAGGUUGUUAUUAGUUGAUAUCGACUCGCCUUCAGAGCCUGAUUAUUGAUUUUAAAUAAAAAAUUAAAAAACGAAGUAAACUAAGAUAGAAAAUAGCAAAACGUUUACUUUUCUAGAACAACAAAUGGAAAUAAUUCAAAACAAAAUCUGGUGAGGUCUUAGACAAAAAAUUUAACAGGCUUUCUUUACCCUGAUAAAUGGUUGUGUGCCACGUUUGUCGUCUGUCCGCCUUUUUUAUAUCAACCUUUACCGUUAAACCUAACACCUCCUUAUCGACUGAUCGUCAUCAGACAAUUUGUUAUAAGGUACCGUUCGAACAAAGGAGAACAACUGCUUUCCAAUAGUGUGUUCCCGCAGAAUGAAGACUGUCACCCCUAGCGAAGCGGGUAAAGCAAUCAGGCCCAAAAUAGGGCAGAAUUAAGCAAAUUCAUUUUUAAACACUCCUGCUGAAACAAGGCAUCAAUUGUUACCGUAUUUAAAACAAACUUGAGGCAAUGCAAACUUCUUUCGUAUCAAUGCAUUUGAUGUAGCAUGCAGGAGCCAGAUGGACGGGCAAACUUUUAAACAACAUAAGCGACAAAAUUGUUAACUGCUUACUACAUCUGAACGACAGCACAAAUCGCUACUAUAUUGGGUCUGAAGCAGCACUGGUAAAAGGCAAUUUUGCGUUAAUUAUUUAAAGUUUGUAUGUCAAAAGCGAUCCUUUUUUUCAAACCCCCAGGUUCCACUUCCGGUGCUUCCCCAUGCGUGAAAGCCUCCUUGGAAAUUGAGGCCGCAUACUGUAUAUGUUGGUAAACCCUAUUUAUUGCAGUUUACUUGUGAAAUAUCACGAAUUCUCUAUUUAAUAAAAACAUAUCUUUAAUGCAGUGAAGAUAAACGAAACAUUAUAUCUUCACAAGUAAAAACUUAUAAGUAUUGUCCAAUCUGAACGGUACAUGAUAUUUUCUGCGUAGAUUUACAGUUUCAAGUUUAGAUGAAUUGACGGCAGAAUAAGUGGUUGUGCUGUCUACCUUUGCAGCAUACAAUAUUUUUGUUUUUACAUAACUACACAAUUAAUAUCAUUUUUGUCUGAAAAUCUUACCAGAUAAUACUAGCAAACGGCAAAAUUGCAGUAAAAACCCAUCCAAAAU
Messenger RNA from Mizuhopecten yessoensis (Yesso scallop), 2681 nucleotides. RefSeq lists its product as uncharacterized. Lineage: Eukaryota; Metazoa; Mollusca; Bivalvia; Pectinida; Pectinidae. The record is from RefSeq and is a predicted model, not a curated record. The coding region runs from base 116 to 835 and encodes 239 amino acids. The transcript is spliced from 3 exons.